GUUCGUCCUAUUCCUCUCUUUCUCGCGUUUAUUCUGGGAUACUGAUAGGUCUCGGGUAUGAACAACAGCCCUCGCAAGCAUCGGGCUCCUCAUCGACCCAUCGACACGCUCUCGUCGCCACAGAAGCCGAACUUCAGGACACCGUCGGACGGAACCAAGGACAGGCGCAUACGGGAGGCUUCCCCAGACGACCAAGAAAACUCCUACCUAGCGACGAGUGAGAGCGAACACAGCCCCUCCUCUCUCCCAGGCGACCGUUCCGAGCCCCACUUCUUAGGCCACUCCAGCUCUCUUUUCGACGAAGACUACAGCGGAGCUGCUCUACACACUCCACCCGCAUUCAAUUCUCGGAAAUCAACCACAACAAACAAGGACACUGGGCGCAGGCUGGACGGAAUGGUUCGAGAACGGGAGCCACCGGCGCCUCAGCCGCGUACACAGCCACCCGGCCCUCGAGCCCUGCAGGAGCUCACCAACACAGCGCCAGAGUUCGGGAAGACGAGCCCCCUCCGGAAUUCGCUGCAGAAGGAUGCGCAGACGGAUCCAUACUCGCAUCUCUUCAAUGUGCCCAAACCGGGGCAGGCUAGGCCAGAACAUCACAGGCAACCAGCCCGAAUACCCUCGCAGCCGCCGCCGACAUUCCAGAGCAACUCAUAUCAACUGUCGGGUCAAGUACAACAGCGCAUCCCGUCACAGCAGGGCAUACCUCCGCGUACCAACGCCUCGGAUCGUCCCACACAGCCCUUCCAGGUCCGUUCCCAAGUAGGUUCACGUUACAGCACGGCAUCCACUGGCUCUGAUAUUCUUGAGAUACCCGCAUCGCAAUUCCAGCCUCGCCACCCUUCUUACCAGGGUGUUCCUCUGCCCAGGCCCAUGAAUCCCCCUGCACAAACCAUCAAACCGGGUCCUCGGCCUAUAUAUUCUUCCUUGGGCCACGCUAAUGGAUUCCAGCCGGUGAACCAGGGUUACAAUAAUCCAUUCCACGGAUCCAGGCAGACUGUCAUUCUCGACGAUCUCCCGUCAAAGCGGGCAGCCGGCGGUGACGAUGACUUUGAUCCGGAUGCCGCCAUUCGGGCCGAAGGCCAUCAGUUUGGUGCCCCGGAUAUGUUCGCAUAUGUGGACUCGUCCAAGGCCAACGAGAACAUUAAGGCGCUUCUAGAGGGUGCUCUCGACGAGGAUAACGAGAAAAUUCCCCGGACGCGCGGCCGUAAGAAAAAGAAACAACAGGACGACGAGGCUAAGAAGUCCCUGGCCGAGCGACUCCAGGCAUUAGAGGUUAAGGAAGACAAGGAGACUCAGGCUGAAGAGGAGGAAGAUGAAGAGGAGGACGAUGGCACUGUCGAGGGGAUGAAGGUCAAACUCCUCCCUCACCAAGUUGACGGAGUUGCGUGGAUGAUAGAAAAAGAGACCGGCGCCCACAACAAGCGGGGCAAACUCCCCAAGGGAGGUAUCCUUGCAGAUGACAUGGGUCUCGGAAAGACCAUACAGUCUAUUGCACUGAUCCUCUCCAAUCCUCGCCCAGAAGAGGGCGUUGAACCUGAGAACAAGAAGAACAAGAUUCUGCCCACUGUCGGCAAAGGCACGCUCAUCGUCGCCCCUCUGGCGCUCAUCAAGCAAUGGGAGUCGGAAAUCGACACUAAGGUGAUGAAGUCGCACAGCUUAAAAGUCCUUGUCCAUCACGGUUCGAACCGCACAAAGUCGGCGGAUAAGCUGAAGACAUACGAUGUGGUUGUUACGACCUAUCAGGUCCUAGCUUCGGAGCAUGCGAGCUGUGGGGAAGGACCCGAUGGUCUCAAGAAGGGUUGCUUCGCUGUACACUGGUACCGGACCAUCCUGGACGAGGCACAUACGAUCAAGAACCGCAACGCGAAGAUGACCAAGGCAUGCUACGAUAUUCGAUCGCAUUAUCGUUGGUGUUUGACAGGAACCCCGAUGCAGAACAACCUUGACGAGCUCCAAAGCUUGAUUAAGUUCUUGCGCAUCCAGCCUUAUUGCGAACUGUCGAGCUGGAAGGAAUCUAUCACCGGUCCGAUGAAGAACGGUCGAGGCAAUCUUGCAAUGAGACGGCUCCAGAUCUUCCUGAAGGCGUUCAUGAAGCGUCGGACGAAGGAUGUGUUGAAGAAGGAGGGCGCGCUCAACUUCGGAGGCAAGGCUAAAGACGGCGAGGAGAAGGGUGGCUUUCAGAUCGUGGCCCGCAAUGUUGAGACUGUGAUUGGGGAAUUUACCGCAAAAGAGCGUGCUUUCUACGACCGCCUAUCUAACCGCGCCGAGUCCCGUCUCGCCGAGAUGAUGGGCGGUGAGAAACAGGACUACAUUGGAGCCUUAGUGUUGCUGCUCCGGUUGCGACAGGCCUGCAAUCACCCCAACUUGACCAAGAGCAACGUCAAGGACGAUAAGGAUGCUCUGACUACCGGGUCAAAGUCUGGUACACAGACUGGUUACCAAACUCCCCGCAAAACAAAGGACACAGAUGCAGAUGGCCUUGCCGAUCUCCUCGGUGGCCUGAGCGUUCAAACGAAGCGCUGCGAUAUCUGCCAGAAUGCUUUGACACGCGAGAACACCUCAGCUGGCGCAAUUCGGUGUACAGAGUGCGAAAACGAUCUGAACGCAUCGGUUGGGAAGCCCAAGAAGCACAAGAAGCCCCGGAAGCACAAGCACAAGGAUGGCAAAGACAAGAAGGAUCGGAAGUCGAAGGCUGCCGACGGAGAGGGUUCAAAAGCUCCAAAAGCCCCCCGUCAGCGUCGCAUCGUCGUAGAUAGUGACGAUGAAGAUGAGGGCGAAUGGCUUGUACCCGAAGGCGAGCAAGGCGGUACCGAUCUCGGCAAGGCUGGAGGAACAGACGACGAGAAUGUUGAAGGUGGUGGGGAGUCGCUCGUGUCAAUCGACUUAGAAGACUCUUGCGUUAGCGACACUGAAGGGACCAUGGGUUCUUUUAUCGAGCACGACACCGACAGUGAGGAUGACGGUCCAAUGAUUCGAAAGAAGCAGGUGAAGAAGUCCAAGGCUGUUAUUAGCCUGGACUCUGACGAUGAGUCCACCUCGGAGAGUGAGUCCGAGAGCGAAGAUUCUGGCUCUGAAGCCGAUUCAGAAGAAGACUCAGAGACAGGAGAGUCGGAUCUGGAAUACGAUGCUUCAGAUCUCACGCCUUCUACCAAGAUUCGCCAGCUACUCACCAUUCUAGAGAAGGAAACAGAUGGCCAUAAGGUUAUCGUCUUCUCGCAGUUCACCUCGAUGCUCGACCUCAUCGAACCCUUCCUCCGACGCGCAGGCUACAACUUCACACGAUACGACGGCAGCAUGCGCAAUGAUCUCCGCGAAGCUAGCUUGCACAGGUUGCGCAAUGACAAGCGAACUCGCGUACUACUCUGUAGCUUGAAGUGCGGUAGUCUUGGACUCAACCUCACAGCCGCUAGCCGCGUCGUCAUCAUGGAGCCCUUCUGGAAUCCUUUCGUCGAAGAACAAGCAAUCGACCGCGUCCACCGCCUCAACCAAACCGUCGACGUAACCGUCUACCGCCUCUCCAUCCACGACUCAGUCGAAGAGCGCAUCCUCGAGCUCCAAGAAGCAAAGCGUAAGCUCGCGGAAGCAGCCAUAGAAGGCGGAAAAGCCAUCGGCAAGCUGUCAAUGAAGGACAUCCUCAACCUCUUCAAGCGUGACGCCGAGUUCGACCACCAGAAUGUGGAUGAUGGCUCCGAGCGGGACAUCUUUGCUAGGACGAGGGUGCUCGAGAAUCGUGGUCCGGUUGUGGGUGGCGGCGUUGUGGACAAGGGGCCGUCGGGGUUGAUGGAGCGUGGGGAGAGUACGGCGGCGAGGAUUGCGAGGAAGGCUGGGAGCUUGGGGUUCAAGAGGGCGGAGGAUAGUGUUUGGGGACGGCGGUAAGCGUGAACGUGUCCCUGUCGCUGCGGAGGCGGCGUGCGUGCCGGUGUAAUGAUCAUUCCAUGAUGGUGCUACACCCCGUCAAGGCGUUUUGGAUAGGGCUACGAGCUUUGGGUAUCACAGCUUGUGUAGACUUGGCGCGUUCGGUCUAAUAUCUCUCUACAUAUUCGGUAUUCAUGGGUCACCGCUGUUAGCGGCUAUUCACUAGAUUCCCCGUGUGUAUGUUCUUAUGAUGAGAACGGCGGGCGGCAGACUCUAGUCGGUGCAUAUGAUCGCGAAUCGACGUCCUCCUGACUCUC
Trematosphaeria pertusa is the source of this 4175-nucleotide messenger RNA. RefSeq lists its product as uncharacterized. Bases 58 to 3879 code for a protein of 1273 amino acids. Gene Ontology annotation, molecular function: ATP binding; ATP-dependent chromatin remodeler activity. The record is from RefSeq and is a predicted model, not a curated record. The transcript is spliced from 2 exons. NCBI's taxonomy places the organism in Eukaryota, Fungi, Ascomycota, Dothideomycetes, Pleosporales, Trematosphaeriaceae. Gene Ontology annotation, cellular component: cytoplasm.